AUGUCAGAUUCGCAGACCAAGCGGAUUUACUGCGCCCAACAGAUAAACGUACCGCCGACGUUGCCGCAUAUUCUGAAGCUGUACGCGAAGGCGGCAAUUCGCACGCAACCGCACGAUCUUCUGCGAUGGACCGCCGCGUAUUUCCGCGCCCUGGCGAACGGCGAGGUGCCGCCGGCGAAGGACAGACUGGAAUAUCCACCCUUUAUGCACCCCUCGGGCAUCACGCCCGGCUACCUGAGGACCCUGCUCGACAGAUUCGCUCGCGUGAACAAGGUCCGCCUGAAAGACCUCCUGCAGGACUGGCGAGGGUUGGAUUUGCCCGAGACGAGUCUCUAUCAGCUUUUUAUGGUCGCCGGUUUAUUGCGGGAUAAAGAGUACUGCGACUUUUAUCGCUUCCUCGCGGUCGCCUGUGGAUUUUUAGGAAAUAAUCUUCUCGAGACGAUGACAUACGUGUGCGAACUACUGACGCGCGAGCCGGAAGGCGGCUCGGCCAUGAUACCCCUGAGGAUUUUCCUGGAUCUCUACGGAUAUCUGGCGGAUCUCGAUUGCGGGCGUCACCGUCGCAAAGCCGAGGAGCGCACCGAUUUCCCGCACGACGCGACAACGUCCGUCUCGGAGCCGUCGUCUGGCACGAUCGAUUUGACGACGAGGGCUCGCAGCUGUGAGUUCGCAGCGAUGGAAAAGGUAUCGGGCAGCCGCCGCGUUUCUCUUCCGGUUGAAUAAAAUAUCCGGCCUGACGCGACUCCCGUUCGGUAACGGGGCAACUCUUCGUUUUAUCUCAUCGGAUUGCGAAAAAACCGUUCCAGCGGCCCUUUAAUGAGAUAGCUCUGGAAUAUCCUAUUUCCUCGGUC
Vollenhovia emeryi is the source of this 851-nucleotide messenger RNA. Its product is annotated as ropporin-1-like protein. Lineage: Eukaryota; Metazoa; Arthropoda; Insecta; Hymenoptera; Formicidae. The record is from RefSeq and is a predicted model, not a curated record. The transcript is spliced from 3 exons. Bases 1 to 723 code for a protein of 240 amino acids.